AUAUAAAUGGAUAUUUUAUUCGGGACCAAGAAAGAAAAGACUGUGUUAAGAGACCCCAGAGAAGCCUUCCAUAGUUCAGAGAAAGUUGUAGAGAAGUUGAUGCAGCCAAUGGAGAAGAUCCAUGUUUAUACGGAAGAUGACCUUAUUAGGUACUUGAGGUUAAGUUUUGACCUGAUAGUUGAGGUUGAUAAGGAGAUGGGAGGGCUAGUUAAGAUGUCAAAUUACCCUAAUUUUGGAGAGAAAUGUGAUGAGUUUAAGAGGUUGUGAGUGGAUAUUAAGGAGCUUGUCAAUAUUUCGGUUGAUAAUUUGGCGCAUUUCAGUUCUUUCAGUCGAUUUGAUGAGCUUAAGCAAGAGAGAGAUAGAGCUGAAGAUGUGUUCUGCAGACUUGGGAUAUUUUGAGAUUCACUCCAUCAUAAACACAAAGAACCAGAUGAGCGAGGUCAUAGAUCUGCACUUGACGAUCAGGACUUGAUAAUGUCUGAAGAUGUCCAUAUUGAUAGUAACGAACUUGAAGAAGCUCACAACAAAGGCAUGUUUGAAGAUCUCUCUCUUGAUUCAGAAGAAAUAAAGGGAUCAAUCGAUACAAACUAUACAGAUCUACUCCCAUCCGACACUCAGAUAAGUUUAAACAAACUCAUAUUGAAAUAAAAUUGACAACAUGAAGACACUUGCUAAAGAAAGAAACCAUCUCCAAGGUACUUUACAUGAACAAAGAGUUAAGGAUAUCAGAGAAGGAAAGUUUAAGAUUUGUGUUCCAGCAGUUGCUCUGAUCUUCAAGUAUAUGGCCGAUCUUUUCAAGAUAAUCAAGAAAACUAUGAAAGAAGCCAUUGAAGAAAGAAAAGAGGGAUCAUUCAAAACUUUCAUGAUCUAUGCCUCCAAAUUUUUGCUGAUUUCUGAAAUGUUAUUUGCGGCUUUUUAUGCUAAAGAUGAUAUGCUUUACAAAGAUAUUUCAGACGAAAGCUGGGAUAUGUUCUUCAAUUUCUAUGAUUGAUAUGAGCCAAAAGAUCUUACUAAGUUCAAUCGCCAGUAUCAGAAUAUUUGUAAUUUCCAAGCCUUGGGUGCUGCUUUCAUAUCAAAAGCAGGUACUCACAGUAACGCUUUUUCAGAGUUUUUGGGGCAGGCAAGAUAUGCUGCAUAUUACCUGUUCUUCAAGAAAGAAAGGAUGGAACAGUUUAACAUGUUCAUGAGUGAUCCUGAUAUUGACUUAUGCCUGAAAAUAUAUAAUAUGCCUGAGACAGCCUUCAUGCAGGCUAUGACUGCGGUAACCUUGCCAAGCAUACAGAUGCACAAGGUUGUGUAUCUUCCAAUGCUCGAAGAAACCAUCACUCUAAGGAAUCUCAAAGAGACUGCCGAGAGCUAUCAAGAUUAUCUAAAGAAGAAGGCACAAGGACUUUUCUACCACGAAAUCUUAUAUGAACAAAACAAAGAGAAGAAAGAGAAGAAGACCAUGACUCUAAAUGAUUUGGUUGGGAAUAGCCUUUUUGCUUCUGCUUCCAUGAGAGUUUGCAGGCAUGAUUUUUCAGAAGAUUUUGAUAAAAAUGAACAGAGUCAAUUCUUAACAGACCCAAGUCUUUACGAUCCAGAAAAGAAUGUAAUGGUCAGGGUGCUCUCUCCAUUCAAACUUCCAGUCAACUGGGAGACCAGGAAGGUUGAUCAGACUAUGAUUGAGCAAGCAAAUAAAAAUCAGGAGGGAGGUUCAUUCUUCUCUGGAGUUAAACAUACUAUUAAGGAACUGAAAGAAGGAUUAGGAAGAAGCAAAAUUUUUAAUUUUUGGAAAUGGGGGACCUCAUCUAAUAGUUCAGAUCAGCAUGGGCCUAAGCUCAAAAAGGAAGCUAAGACUCCAGUGAAAGAAUAUAUCGAUGUUAAAGCAAUUCUGGUUCACAUUCAUGGUGGAGGAUUUGUUUCAAUGAGUAGUUUUUCCCAUCAGGGGUAUACCAGAGAGUAUGCAAAUGGACUAGGAAUCCCUGUAUUUUCAAUCGAUUACAGACUCGCUCCUGAGGAUCCAUACCCAGCUGCUUUGAAUGAUGUCUGGCAAGCCUACUCUUGGUUGGUAACUAACUGCACUACCCAAUUCGGAAUCAAGCCUUCUAAAAUAAUUGUUACAGGCGACUCAGCAGGAGGAAACUUAGCUUGUGCCUUAACAAUGUUGUGCAUUGAGAAGCAUUUUAGAGUUCCAGAUUUUCUUCUUCCUGCAUAUCCAGUGUUGAACAUGUCUUUGUUGAACUUCUCUCCAAGCUUGAUUCUGUCACUUGAUGACUAUAUUUUACCUACAGGUUUUCUAAUGGUUUUUAUUGAUGCUUAUGUUAAAGAUGCUGAUGCUGAAAAUGAUCAUUUCCUAUCACCAGGGAUCUGCCCUCAAAAUGUGUUAGAGAAGUUCCCACCGACAAGAAUAAUGACAGCAGGAAAUGACCCACUAAGAGAUGAGCAAUACAGGUUUGUUUUGAAACUCAUAGACGCAGAUGUUGAUAUCAGAUGCAAAGAAUAUCUUCAUUUCCCUCAUGGAUUUUUGAGUAUGAACCUCCCAGUUGUAGGCCUUGAAGAGUCAAGAAAUUGAAUAGAUCAAGCUAUUGCUUAUUUUAAAGAAAGUUUUGAUAGAGAACCUUUAGAGUGCGAGUGAUCAUCAAACUGCUGAACUCUAGUCGAAGGCAGACCUAUCUGUUGUAAGAAUGUCUUGAAAAGCGCGAAGGAUAAUUCAGAAGGAACAGACAGCGAAGAAGAGCCAUAAAAUAUCUUCAAUUAUAUUAUUUUAAA
Molecule: messenger RNA, 2751 nt
Organism: Moneuplotes crassus
Lineage: Eukaryota; Ciliophora; Spirotrichea; Euplotida; Euplotidae
Source: the annotation of a GenBank genome assembly